CUAGUUGCAGCGCCAUGCUUCCUUUAAUGAAGCAAACAUGAGGUGCCUCAUACAUUUGCUGAUAGCGGGCGUUUUUGGAGACGAUGCCAGUUGCAGCUUGCAGAAGCCACAUGUUCGUUCCGCCAGCUUGAGCCUCACCUCACGUGCCUCGACAGCGACACCUGAUCUUUGGUCAACUCCCUCGGGGUUUCGUCAGUGUCCCCCGGUUUCAGCCAUACAAGCCGGAUCGCCUUUGCCCAGCGUGCCAGCAAGCAUUUUGCCACAGAAAAUCCAGUGUUCGCCAGGCUGCACUGUGAUCGGCAAUUUUGUUGAUGACCUCUAUGAGUUUUCCUGUUGUUGCAGUGGUCAGCUCUGUCAGGGCUGCCGGAGAUUCAGUGAAGGCGUUUGCCAAGAGUGUGCUGCCGGAUAUGUGAUGCAGAAAAUUCCCAUUAUGAACAUUUCCAAGUGUUUCAUUUGCGACGACGUGCCGAAUUGGCAUGACAUGCACGGUCGGAGCUGUGCAGAUCUAAAACACCUUCACAUUUGUUCUGGCUCUUGGCCACCACAGGAUCAGGAUUUGGCAUAUCAUGGAGUGAGACCCAGCGAGGCGUGUUGUGCAUGUGGUGGUGGAAAUGUAUAUCCAACCCCUUCCUUUAUGAAGCUAACUGUGGAGGCCCUGCAUUUUGGCCAGCAGAUCCACUCAACUCCAGAACCCAUCACCUCCAUAGCUCAGGAGGUUGAACCAGGAUGUGCUUUUGCAGCAUCCGGGCUCCAAUUGCUUCCUGACGGUCGUGUGAAGGGUGUGGUCAAUGUCCCAAACAACACCGUGCUUGAAUGCUCAACCGUGUCCGUGCAAGAUCCUGUCCGGGGUAUAAUCAGCAGCACUGAAUAUUCGGUGCCCGUCUUCCGCUUUUCAUACGGACAGCAGGUGGUCAACUUCAAAUUUUAUGGCUUGGACCAGCAUCCGUCACCAGACAGAAUUCCAUUGCAAGCAUCCACAAAGGAUUUGACUGGCUUUCAGAAGCAGUGUGAUCCAAAGUGCCCGUGGUUCAAAGUUGAUUCAACAGGUGACCUGCUCUUUGUGGCCGAAGGCGCCGAAGGAAGGAAGACGUUCCCGCAAGGAUUAAAAUCACAGGUUACCGAUAUGCCUGGAAUGCCUUCCUGCAGCUGCUACGUGCGGGCAUCUCAAUCAAAGACCGAGUUCGUGGCGGCACAGGUACGUCUUUGGCGAGCUGGUGUGUGGAAGGUGCCGAAGAUGGUUGCCCGCGUUUCCGCAGAAAUGCCUGAGAUACCUCUCAUUGAGGACUUGGGACCUGGCUGGCAAUGGUACAAUGGUUCUGGACAUGAUUUCCAGCUCCCAGUGGUUGAGGAGCUCUCUACUGGAAAGAAGUUCAUUGUGUCGGAGGCCACCCCUCCAGAUAUAUUGGAUGUGAGUUGUAGGACUCCGAGCACUGAGCUUACAUGGUCGCAGACCACAGGUGAGGUGAAACUACAAGGAGAAACAGCUUUUCGAUUAGAUCCCGUGACUGGCGCGAUCUCUGGCACGCCGCUUCUCAGCUUUCUCUCUGCUCAGGGACGUGGCGAGGUGAAUGUCACCUGCAAAGUUGCGAUUGGAGGCCCACUCUAUGACAAGGUCCUGCCAGUAGCAACAUUUAAUAUCCUGAUCCAGGAUGAGGUGUGUUGGGUGCCGCGGCACAUCUCAAGUGUGACCUUGGUUGACGACUACCCUGACCACCCAGAUUCAAGUGACAUGGAGGAAGCAAAAUGCAUACAGAUUUGCCGUGCUCGAAUGGAUUGUGCAGCAGCUCGCGUGUGGUUCUCGCAUUGCUUGAUUAUUGCGAGUCACCUGAACAAUCCUCGGCCGGACCCGGACGGAGGCGGCAUGUAUUUGGUUCGAUUGAACAAUUGCUCGGAGCAAACUUCGGAACUAAAUAUUACAGUCCCAGGUGCUCAAUAUCUUCAAGGAACAUUUUCGGCGAUGAAUGUGUACCACGGAGAAGCAUCUUAUUCUCGGGCUGGAUUUAACCCAGAACGUCAAUUGCUGUUGGUCCGAAAAGCCAACGUGCAGCAGGCCAUAAGUGACUUUUGCGCAGAGUCCAAGUGGCUGCUUUUGCACAUCAACUCUUCAGACUUUGAGGAUGGUUCGCUCGGCUCACAAAACGCUCCAGAAUUUUUUGGAGAUCCCAUGGCUUGUGUGAAUUCCGAUGUCGUAAGCCAUGCUUUCAAAGAUGGCACGGAUGACUUUAACAUGAGGCUCUUGCCAAACCAAAUUGCGGAACCGGACUUGGACCAUAUUUAUCAGGAUGUGUCCCAGCUUCAAAAUGCCACCAUCUCUUUGGCUUUGCCAUCCUGUCCAAAGCCCGAGAAUGAUGAUUUCGUCUUCGGCACAGUCGAGACUCCUGGAAUUUACACACUUCAGCCCUGCGAAUGCUUCGGAGCGGCACACGCAGCUGCAGCGCCAGUUGAUGAAGCUUCAGAUGCUGCCGUUCCCCGCAAUCAGGAUGGCUACUUCAACAACGGUUCAGUUCCAGACCAGUUACUCUUCUCGGGGCCCUACACAUGCGAAGAAAAUGCAGCUGUGAGGCACAUCUCUCCUUCAGAUUAUGAUGGAUGCCAGCAGGCAUGUGCUUCAGACCCAGAAUGCAAGUUCUAUUUGCUUGGAAAGACGGCUCAGGCUUGCACUUUGUUCCGGCAUUGCAACUACAUACAGGAUGUUGGCUUGGAAAUUGAGAAUAGCUUGUACGGUAUACCACCCAAGAACUCUUCUUUCUGCCGCAUCGCAAAUCCGGAACAAUGUUGGCAAGAUGUCAAGAGACGGAGCAUGCUAAGUCUUACACCCUCAGACAUGCCAAAGUGCCUUUUCCAAGAGCAGUUUGAUGCCUGUGAUGCACUUCAGUUACUUCUUGGGAAAGAAGAUGGCGCAUGUGCUCGUUGCCAAUACAUCAAUACGGAUCAAUUUGGUCCGUCGUCUUCGACAUCGAACACCGUCUCUUUGGGUAUGAGCAAAGUGCCGCUUCCGGAGACUUUCCUUUCCGCUUCGCAGGUCACCAUCUCUUGCAGCGACACCUCCAGAAUCUUUGCGAGUCACGACGACGGUUUGAAGUGGGAAGGCCCUCGCCAAACUCCAGUGACCUUUACAUGUGUCAGCGGUGUAUGGAUUGGCGAACCUGGUGCCUGGCAAGACCUGUCAAACUUCACGUGCCAGAGAUGUCUCCAAGUUGGUAGCUCAAACCUUCAGCGAUUAUCGCUCGUGUCAAUGCCAGAAGUAUACUUCCUGGAGCAUCGGCAGGUGCAUAUCACAUAUCCCUUUGCCACUGUCGGCUGCUCCAGAGCUGGUGCCCUUACGGCGGCUCCACUGCUUUCGCUCGGUGCCGAGAUGUACAUUAAUGUGGUGAACGCGGAGGACCCAAGGUUGACGGUGUCCUUGACCGAACGAGAGACACUUUGGUGGAUUGACACUGCUACAGAACGACUCCGUGUCAAAGCCAAUGUGUUGGAUUCAUCACGACAGUGGUGUGUUUGUGCGGAUCCUCCUUUGCGCCCAUGUUGGUGCCCAGGCUCAGAGUCCUCGGAGUCCUCCUUGAAAGAGGGCGAUUCCCAGUUCCUGGUGGUUGAGCGAGGCUUGCUCAAGGGACCCCAGGAAAUCCAGAGGAAGUGCGUUCGGGUGGAACAGAAGGAUGAAGAUACUCGUUUGACUUUGGCCGAUUGCCCUACAAAGCCAGAUGUGGAGUACCUGUGGUAUUUCCAAUCUGGCAACUGUUUUUUCGGUUUUGACAUCACCAACACUGCGCAGAAGCUUUGGUCCGCCACAUCCGAAGCGUCAAAUGCCUCGCUGCUAAAGCUUGGGAAUUUGGCCUUUUCACCGCAGACUGGCCCAGUGGAAGGCCAUUUCCGCAUCGCUCUAUACUAUGACCUUGGCAAUCUCACACUCUGCCUUCACGCCGAUCUGAAUCAGCCCCAAGGCCCUGGGCAUGCCAUGGUGGUAUCAAGCGAUUGCAGAUCAUUCUUUGCUUGGCAGAACGAGCGUCUAGCAUAUUUCCAUUUGGGCAAUCAGACAGCCACUUAUUUUGUGCAGAUGACGACCAACAAUGGAUCAUCCGUGUUGUUUGUUGCAGAUCACUUGGUUCCAGGUGCCACAUCGCAGUUUGACAUCUUCGGAUCUCAAGGCAAAUUCAAGCCUUUGGAUGACCUUUCUAAAUGCUUGCAGGCGAAGAAGGAAAGCUUCGCUCCCACUCAGAGCUAUUGGGGCCCAAGAACACGUGUGAUCUUCCCGUGGGGACAACUGCCGUACAACCCUUGCUAUUCUGUUGGCAGUCUGGAAAUCACAAUUCACAGGGGCUACACAGCAGACUAUGCAUGGCAGAAGUGUCACACUUCUCCUUUCCUGGAGAAAUACGGAGAGACGACGUGGCAUGACGUACAGGAGGUGUCUGACUUCACUCCUGAAUGUCCACAUCCAACGAUUCUCACGGAGAUGGUGUGGCCGAAGGAAUCUCCUAAUCCUGACUAUUCGAGAAAAGUGAAUUAUUCUUUUGGUUGCACACACGUUGGAUCGAAAUAUGCACAAGAAGACCCUGAAGAUGUGGAGCAUUCUGUGUCUCCUGCGGCACAGAUUCUAUUUUUCAAUUGUGAUGACGAUGCUUUGAUGUCUGGAAUCAAAUUUAAAAAGGCUGAAACGCCGAUGGUGUAUUGUCGGAGAUACAAGACCGAUAUCAAUUCAGAUCCUGCUCAUGAGACCCCCGUUCAGUUUGAGGACUGCAGUGACAUUGCGACGCAGCACUGGAAGAUCCAGACGAACGAUUUACCUGGAGUUAUGGAACUUCAGAGCUGCAAAACAUCUCUAUCAGUCGUCACAGACGCAAUCAACAGCUUUGCAAACCCUGAUGCUGAUGCAAAGCUUCUCAACUUGACAAUUCCAAAUUUCGACAGUUUUUCCGCCAAGGAGAAAGAGUCAUACACUACGGCCCCAGCAAUUCAUAUUGUGGCUGCGAAUCUUGAUCAGAUUCUAUUCAGUUGUUUGCCAGGUGAAGCAACAAAUGUCCAGGUGCAGGGGCGCUCGACACUUUGCGCAAGCAACGCUGCUGUGAAAGUCAGCGAUUUGUGCCAAGCAAGAAGCAUCUUCCGAAGCCAAUAUCAACCACAAGUUGUUCAAAAAACAUGUCCUGUGCUGAUGGAAGAGUCUGCUCAGAUCGAGCCGAGCAUUGCCAUUGACACUGCUAGUGGUGGCAUGACCAUGGGCCAGCUGAGUGAAAUUCUUCGAGACCAAUCCUAUUACACGGUGCCCUUUGGAGACCCCCAUGACCUACCCUUCAACUAUACAGGGAAUGCUGCAGACAUUGACAAGGUCAUCAGUGUGGGCUUCUUAAGUGUGCAGUCUGGUGGAGGUGUUUGGGGACUCAGAUGUCCCCCAGGUGCUGUGGUGGCAUCGGACAAGUCAACCCUGCCAUAUUGCCUGCAGAUAGAUGCUGGCGCAGAGAGAGUCUUCUAUGCAUUCUCUGGCUCAAUCAGUUGUCCAGAGGGCAGCGCCGUCAGCGGUUGGUAUAACUUGCCCGGGUUUCCAGUACAAGCAGGUUCUUUUGGUGGCCCAAGCAAUGCCACAGGCUUGCGCCUUUUCUGCCGCAUGACGGCUUUGCUCUCAUCUUGCCAGCAAGCAACAACGUCUUUUUGCCAGGAGGAAGGGGUAGUCACUUCCGUGAGCUAUGACUCCAACCAGUUCAAACUCGGGUGUUGCCGGUUGCAGAGGCGGUUGGGCAUGUCGCUAACAUCAAGUCCACGAAGUACGCUGAAAUAUGAGAGCUUUGCUGGGUACUAUUGUCCCAUCAGAAUUGACAUCACAGGCGCUCCUAUUUACAAGAAGACAUUGAUAAAAAGCAUUGGCGAGCCACUACUGAACACGACCAGGAACGAGUGGACUUUGAACUGGAACAGGUUCCUUAACCGCUGGGAAUUGCGAGAGGAUCAGAAACUCGUUGAAGUUUUAUCAGGAGAAGCAGAAUGUCCAGUGGCCGUGAAUGCUUCAGGUUUUUCGUUUUCAGCCACAUAUAUCGAACCGCUGACUGCAGCCUAUGUGAUACAACCCAAGCCAAAGCCGCUGCUCCCACAGCAAAAGCCGGAGCAGCCCAAACUCUUGACAUUCCAUCCGGAAGAACCAGAUUACAAGGAAUAUUGCGAUCCCGCAUAUUUGCAAAACCCUUUUGCAUUCCAAGCAGCCGACUCCAUUUCAGAGAGCAACCCAUGCUUUCAUACGUUCAAUGCUCAACCUGCAACAUUAGACCCAGCACCUGAUGCACCUCUACUGAAAGGAAUUACUGAGCAGGCAUUUUGGCAAUGUGGCGAGCGGAGCAAGAGGCGAAGCUACAUGAGCAGCAUGACUGUGGCAAACAAGGCCCAGCUUGACAAAGAUGUGUCAGAUAAACAAGAACAGCUGGAGCAAAUUACGCUUGGCCUCGAACUGGCUGCAGCCAUUGUUGGCAUGAUUCCUUGGGGAAGCUACGCCGAGCCGGGCUCGAAAGGAGCAGAAGAGAUGCAAAAGCAAGUCGGAGCGCAGCAAGUCGGGUUGUUAAAGAACAACUUGAAAAAAAAGGCUCGCGACUUGCAGAAGCAAGCUGGGAAGAACAUUGGAAAGACGUUCAAGCAAAAGGUUUUGGAUGGCAUGAAGAACUUCUUGAAAAGCACUGCGAACAAUUUGAAAAACGGGUGGAAGUGGGGGAAGAAAAUGGCUGGGAAAGAUGGUUGGGACCUCUACAAAGCUGCCUUCAAGAUGGAUGUCCCGAGAAGAACAUCGAGCUAUGAAGAUGAGAAAAGACCGAAGCCCCCAACUCAAGGAGAAUUCGAGAAUAUGACUGCCGAGCUCAUCGAUCAGACAGUUCCACAGCUGAGUGGAUCCUAUGCCGCAGAUCUCUCAGCAUUGGCAGAAGCUGGGUGGAAAGAUUGUCUUCCCAUCCAGUUUGGCUUGUCCAAAGUCAUGUGUGACCUGUUUUGCAUUGAAGAUGCCGUAACAGCGGGUACUUCUGCAGUCUUGGAAAGUUUGCAAUAUUCGCAUUCGGUGCUCAUGACGAAUAUCCAAUCAUUGCUGGAUUACCAGACGCAGUACUUGCUGUGGGCAAUUGGCUCAGUGAUGGAUUCAAAGAAGGUACAGCAGGAACCGCAUGAGAUGCUCUCCGCAUCUGCUUUGUUGGAAGACAUGCGCCACCUGGAUCUCGCUGACAUGCCAAACCUGGGCCGGGAGAUUCUGGAUUGGCAUCAAAGAGCCGGCAACGAGCUCUUAUCACGAGUAGCUGGUAUGUAUAUCAAUGCGUCGACCGCCAAUUGGCCUCACAGAAUAAAAUUGAUCAAGGGCAUGCUGCAGCAUUAUCACUCUAGUCUCCACGAACGCCUUCGAGAACACCGGAAGUUGCCUGCUUCUUCUGCUGCCCAAAAGCAGAUCAAGAGCAAGUUGCAGCUGCUUCGCGAUCAAGCGUCAGAACACCGAGAAAUUGCGCAUGUGGUCAAAUCAUUGCGGAUGCAGCCUUUCCAACCUUUGACUCUGGAUUUAAAUGACCAAGUGGUGUGGACGUCCGUUUUGGAAUCGUUUCUUCGAAACCAUGAGAAGCAUGACGCCUUCAUCAUGCUGAACUUGAAAGCUUUGGACCAAGCUGAGUACGCGAUCAGUUUGGCUCACAAUUUCUCCCAAUGCGCAGGCGCUGACACCGCGGUGCUACGAGAGGCCUGGCAACGAGCCAUGCAGGCCGAGGAAAAAAGUAGCGAAGCGUUGCUGGACGCAUGGUCCGCAAGCAUCACCACAUCGGAGCGUGUGGAAGUUGCCGUGAAGGAUCAAGGCUUCUUAGACCAUUUGGUCCAGAAUGUCGGCCUUGGAGAGAUCGCCGUUGAUGGAGUUCAGUGUGGCAACGGAACUCGUCGCAUGCAAGAGCUCUAUGGACGAGCAGUAUCAACGGCAGUUGCAUCCCUGCACCCACUGGCAAUGCAGCUCAAUACGUUUGAGGCAGCAAAUCCUCUACUGAAAGGAUAGGCAACGAUCACUGACAAGGCCAUCGGCAGCACCGCACAUUCCAAAGCAUGAGGUAUGGCAUCAGGAGCGGCAGCUGUUGCAUAGGAGGCUCGACUACAUCCCGCGUGGAUCUACUCCCGCAUCCGGUGAGCUGAAGAGGAUAUUGACCGCAAUUUCGGAUCCUUCGCAACCUCAAGGUCGUGCCUUAGCUUUGCGGGCAGCGAAGCUCUGUAAACCAAACUGCACAGAUGAUGCUUGGAGCGGAGCACUUGAGCUUCUUCAACCAGAACCUGUAAAGGCUCUUUUGUUGCUGUGACCGACAAGCGGUGCACAGAGAGUUCCAAAGCCAGCAGAAGACUGGUGAACAAGCAUGCUGCAAA
Messenger RNA from Durusdinium trenchii, 8346 nucleotides. NCBI's taxonomy places the organism in Eukaryota, Dinophyceae, Suessiales, Symbiodiniaceae. The record is from the annotation of a GenBank genome assembly.